GGAAGUCUACGUCUCCCUUUCUUUUUUGCCUUCGGUUAUGGCGUAGGAUCAUUUAAUUAGAGGAACCAGCCCAGACUGAAAAAAAUCCAGCCCUCACUAUAUAAAUUACCACCAAAGAACAUUUAGAUUCACAGGAGCUCACUUGACAAGAAUAGGCCUAUUAGAGCAAUGGCCCACACUUUUAUACCACCUUGCCUUAUGGUGUUGAUGUAUCUUCUUCCAUUGUGUAGCGGACAACCGAGCUGCAGAAACCGAUGCGGAGAAUCGUAUCAUCGCGGCAAUCGCUGCCAUUGCGACUACAGCUGCAUCGUUCACAAUGAAUGCUGCGGGGAUUAUGAAUCUUUGUGCACCACGGGAGACUCGUGUAAAGGGCGAUGUGGUGAGUCCUUCAAGCGAGGCAGACAGUGCCAUUGUGAUGCUGAGUGUACUCAAUAUAACCAGUGCUGCCCUGAUUAUGUGGGGAACUGUGGUAAAGCGGAGUCUGCGGACGCCGGAUCCACUCCCAGUCCAAAGAAUGGUGAAGGCUACGAGCCCCCAAAGCCGAACACACCCAAAACGGAUUCGACGCCUGAAAGCACGGCUGUCCCUCAGCGCUCUGAGCAGUACCUCCAGGAUACCUCCGGCAUGGAAUCAAGCUCAGUUUCAGGGGACGGGGAUGGAUCGUUUCAAGAAAAUCAGUCUGGAAGUUCUCCAGAAACAACUACUCUUUCCAGUGGCCGAGAUGUGACUACCAUCUCUGCAACCAGCAACCCAACGGCCACAGUGACCCCUGCUGAUGAACCCUCUGAUCCUGAACCUUUCACUAAAGGGAAUGACCCUGAUGUCAAUAUGAGCUCUGGGGGAGGUGAGAACUCCCCCAGUGCUGAGCCCUCAGGUCACAUCCCUGAGGGCAUAGAGGAGGUAACUCCUGAUCCUUCUCUUGGGUCAAGGAGCUUUGUGUUCACAGAAAAUCCCACAGAUGCAGAUACACAGGGAUCAGAUACGGAGGGAUCGGACACUCCAUCUUCUGAAAAAUCUGUAGCAGGAACACCACCAACUGAUCAGAAGUUAGAUGAAACAAACUCUGAGGAUCUUGCAAAUGGAACAUUAUCGCAGGAGGAGAGUUUACAUAAUCCAGACUCCAGCUCUUCGAACAAUGGAAAUCUAGCUCCCUUGAGCUCAGAUGAGUUCAGUUCUACACAUAGCCCCGAGACCAUGCCUUCAAAUGAGAAAACAUCCCCCACACCCCAACAGCCCACUACUCCGGGAAGCUCAGUUCCUAAUGUGUCAGCGGACACGGUGAACAUUUCGGGUGACGCCCCUGAUGACACCUCCCUCCCGGAAACCCCACCCGCCGAAGUGGAUUCUCAGACAGAACCGGUGCCCUCUGCGCUUGACACACCGUCUGCAGAUGAUAUGGCUGCCAGCACUGCUCAGCCCGAACGUCCAGCUGCUGACCAGCCAGCCACAGCUGAUGCUGAGCGUCAGGAUGGAAGAGGGGAUUCUGGGGACCCCAGUUCUGUGGCUGUAGACCCAAUAGCCUCCACUGGGAAGCCUAGCAAACCUGAAAUGCAGACAAACGGCACAGAGGCCCUAAAAACCGACGAUCCCACCGACUCCGACUACCUGGCAGACAGCAGCAAUGACACCGACCUUUGCAACGGACAACCCAUCAGCGGGCUCACAACUCUCCGCAAUGGGACGAUUGCUGUUUUCCGUGGUCACUACUUUUGGAUGCUGGAUGACAACAGGGUACCGGGUCCCGCCCGUAGUAUCAGAGAGGUGUGGGGCAUCCCAUCUCCUAUAGACACGGUCUUCACCCGCUGUAACUGCCAAGGAAAGACUUACUUCUUCAAGGGGAACAAUUACUGGAGGUUUGAAAAUGACGUCAUGGAUCCCGGUUACCCUCAAUCAAUCUCCGCGGGCUUCAGUGGACUGGCUGGCAAGAUCACCGCUGCCUUGGCCGUCCCCGAGUACGGGCGGCGAUCAGAGUCUGUGUUUUUCUUCAAACAAGGGGGCCUGCUACAGAGAUACGGCUUUAAAUAUGGGACAAGCCCAACCUGUGGCCAGAGACCCAGGUACAUGGUGGUCACUGUCAGGAGCAGACAUGCCCGACAAGCAGGUAAAGAAGACGGCCUUGAAAGGGAGAUUAAAAUCACAUGGAAGGGACCUACUCUGGUGACAUCUGCAGUCUCUGUACCCACUCCCAGGACACCAAACGGCUAUGUCUACUACAUCUUUUCAAGGACAAAAUAUUACAACAUCAAGGUCGAUGGCGAUCAACCAGCCUUGGCCUCUCCAGAGCCUUCACAAUCUCAGGAGAACUCCGCAAAGAGCUGGUUCAACUGUCCCUGAAUUUCCUUGCCGAAAAGAAAAUGAACACAGACUGAAAUUCUUAAUUUUUAAUAAAAAACACAACACUGCUUUGCAGGGAUUAUUCAGAAACCUUUAAAAGUACAAUAAAACACACAAACACCUAAAGCAAAAACAAGAUAAGAUCUCAGUAUAUUAUGAACUACAGUAAGCCUACGGCUAUGGCAAUACAGCUGGAUCCAUUUCAUGCUUCACCUGGCGAAUCGACCCCUUAUUCCCAUUACACCUGCAGAAGAAAAAUUAUAUAUGCAGCUUUAAAUAAAAUGAAUGACCAAAGCCAGAAGUUAAGAAAUGUAUAAAAGAAAUUGAGGUGUAUUUGUUCAGUUUGCUGCUGUCCUCUGAUGUACGAGUUCUACCUUUUUGUAUUUUGAUUAAAAUGCGAAAACCUGAA
Paramormyrops kingsleyae is the source of this 2743-nucleotide messenger RNA. It is a transcript of the gene prg4b, whose product is annotated as proteoglycan 4b. Gene Ontology annotation, biological process: immune response. Gene Ontology annotation, molecular function: polysaccharide binding; scavenger receptor activity. NCBI's taxonomy places the organism in Eukaryota, Metazoa, Chordata, Actinopteri, Osteoglossiformes, Mormyridae. The record is from RefSeq and is a predicted model, not a curated record.